Passer montanus (Eurasian tree sparrow) is the source of this 2179-nucleotide messenger RNA. RefSeq names its product transcription factor Dp-2 (gene TFDP2). The coding region runs from base 258 to 1613 and encodes 451 amino acids. Gene Ontology annotation, biological process: regulation of cell cycle; regulation of transcription by RNA polymerase II. NCBI's taxonomy places the organism in Eukaryota, Metazoa, Chordata, Aves, Passeriformes, Passeridae. The record is from RefSeq and is a predicted model, not a curated record. The transcript is spliced from 13 exons. Gene Ontology annotation, molecular function: RNA polymerase II transcription regulatory region sequence-specific DNA binding; DNA-binding transcription factor activity, RNA polymerase II-specific. Gene Ontology annotation, cellular component: transcription regulator complex; nucleus.
GCCGGGGCUCCCGGCUCCGGGGCCUCCUCGCCAGCGCCGAGUGCGCGGCGCCGGCCCGGCCGAGAGGCGUCGUCGGCGCGACUGGAUCGCUCCUUGCCGCGGCGGCUGCCAAGGGACCGUCGCCGUCUCGUCGCCUCAGCGUCGCUGUCUGGGCCCAGCCCGCGCUGCCGCCCGCUUUACCUUUCGUCCCUGGCCGGGCCUGCGGGAUGUUCACUUUAAAGAUUAUGUGAAGAUGAAAAGGGAUAUCUUAUGGCUUUAUGAAAUAUAAAGCAAUACUGUCUGACAUGACGGCAAAAAAUGUUGGUGUGACUUCCACAAAUGGAGACUUGAAAGGAUUUAUAGAUCAGAACCAGAGUCCAACAAAAGGUAAUAUUUCAGUAAUCACAUUGCCAGUUUCCAGCACCAACUCUCCGACUAAGAUUUUGCCAAAAACCUUGGGACCAAUCAAUGUGAAUGUUGGACCCCAAAUGAUCAUAAGCACACCACAAAGACUGAGCAGCUCAGGGGGUGUUCUGAUUGGGAGCCCGUACAGCCCCGCUCCAGCCAUGGUCACUCAGACACACAUAACGGAGGCGUCCGGCUGGGUCCCAGGGGAGCGGAAACGGACUCAAGAAAUUAUAGAGUCAGAUUUUUCAGAAAGUAAGAGAAGCAAGAAAGGAGAUAAAAAUGGGAAGGGUCUGAGGCAUUUUUCAAUGAAAGUUUGUGAAAAAGUUCAACGCAAAGGAACAACUUCGUACAAUGAAGUCGCUGAUGAGCUCGUAUCAGAAUUCACAAAUUCUAACAGCCACCUCGCAACCGAUUCACAGGCCUAUGAUCAGAAGAAUAUUAGACGGAGAGUUUACGAUGCCCUCAACGUCCUGAUGGCAAUGAACAUCAUUUCAAAGGAGAAGAAGGAAAUCCGGUGGAUCGGCCUUCCCACAAACUCAGCUCAGGAAUGUCAGAAUCUAGAGAUAGAAAAACAGAAGCGGAUUGAAAGGAUAAAGCAGAAGCGAGCCCAACUGCAAGAACUGCUACUGCAGCAAAUAGCAUUUAAAAACUUGGUACAAAGAAAUCAGCAAAAUGAGCAGCAAAAUCAAGGCCCUCCAUCUUUGACCUCCACAAUACAGCUGCCUUUCUUAAUAGUCAACACUAGCAAAAGAACAAUUAUAGACUGCAGCAUAUCAAGUGAUAAAUUUGAAUACCUCUUUAAUUUCGAUAAUACUUUUGAGAUUCACGAUGACAGCGAGGUGCUGAAGAGAAUGGGAAUGUCCUUUGGGCUGGAAGCAGGCAAAUGCUCAGCUGAGGACCUAAGAACUGCAAAAUCACUGGUGCCAAAAGCUUUAGAAGGCUACAUCACAGAUAUGUCUGCAGGAUUUUCGUGGAUAAACCAAGGGUUACUUUCAAGUUCAGCACAAGCAGUUUCCCAUUUUGAGGCAGCUGGAGGCACUUAUGAUGCUAAAUCAAGUGAGAAUCCAGGGUUGUGUUUGGAUGCUGAAGUGGCCUUAGCAACUGGGCAGCUGCUUGCCCCUAGCAGUCAGCAGUCCAGCAGUGCAGCCUCCCGGGGGGAGACACCCUGCUCCUUCAACGAGGAAGAUGAAGAGGAUGAAGAUGAGGAUUCUUCCUCCCCAGAAUGAGGACAGUAGAAAAUGGAAUAUAAAACAUGCUGCUCAAAUAUUCCUACCGAGAGUUCCUGUUUGGAUUUUACUGGUUUCUUGCCUUGGUUUGCACUGUGUUUGGUGAACCAAAAUGGAAGCUUCAAAACAAGUUUAUCCAUAAAUGAAAUUGAAGAAUUGUGUAACUGAACACAGAGUGACAUGCAGAGACAGAGCAAAGUGGGUUUUAUAACUAUAAAUGAGGAAAAGAACAAAGCCCCUGGAGAUUUGGCAAAGUAAACCUUAAGAUCAUCUUUUCCUUUUUGGGACUCAAGGCUUUGUCUUCCCCUUGUCUUUUUUAAAUGGAGAAGAAAACAGUCAGUCAGUAAAAGCCAAUUCUUGUGUUGUCUUUUGGCUGUGCUGCCUUUAGAAAAAGGGGGAGAGAGCACACACAAAUGUGCUAAAAUCAUUAUUUAAAACUAUCUUGUAUGAAAGUGGUUAUAGGGAAAAGGGGCUGUUAAAAUGGUUGCUUUUUUUCUGUUCAACUUGCUGUAUAGAGGAUUCUUAAAGUAAUAUAAAUUGCAAGUGAUUAAAUGAAUCUUGAAAUA